AUGGUUGGAAGACAGACGCUCCGAAUGGACAGCGGCACUUGCUCCAGGCCGGUGGUGGAUGAUAGCCCUGCAUCCAGUCCAAGCUCCAGCCCAAGUCCGGACGGUCGUCGUCGAGAGCUCCAGCGGGCCAGGGUGCUCCAGACCGGCGCGCUCGGCGGCAGAGGACGUCCGGCAGCAGCCAACGCAGCACGAGAGAGGAGCCGAGUGCAAACCCUGAGAAACGCGUUCCUGGAGCUACAAAGGACUUUGCCGUCAGUGCCGCCGGACACCAAGCUGUCCAAACUCGACGUGUUGAUACUGGCCACCACCUAUAUUGCCCAUUUGACUCGAACACUACAAGAGGAAGGCACGGAGGAGGGAGAGAGCACAAAACAAACAGAGGCAUUACACUCAUUGAAAGGUGAAGGCUACCUGCACCCAGUGAAGAAAUGGCCAAUGCGAUCCAGACUGUACGUCGGAGCAACCGGGCAGUUCCUGAACACCACAAAUGCUUCAGAGUCAGAGAAUCAAGGCCCAUCAUCGUCCACCUCCCAGUAA
Xiphias gladius (swordfish) is the source of this 537-nucleotide messenger RNA. RefSeq names its product transcription factor 24-like. Bases 1 to 537 code for a protein of 178 amino acids. NCBI's taxonomy places the organism in Eukaryota, Metazoa, Chordata, Actinopteri, Istiophoriformes, Xiphiidae. Gene Ontology annotation, molecular function: protein dimerization activity; DNA-binding transcription factor activity, RNA polymerase II-specific; RNA polymerase II transcription regulatory region sequence-specific DNA binding. Gene Ontology annotation, biological process: developmental process; regulation of transcription by RNA polymerase II. The transcript is spliced from 2 exons. The record is from RefSeq and is a predicted model, not a curated record.